UAGUCUUUUUAGUUUUGAGGAAAUGCAACAUGGCUCGGACUAGUUGGGCUACUUCAAAAUAUAAAACCUUCAGUAAACCUCAUAGCUUUUAGAUAAACCUCACAACUUGUAUAUAAUAUCCAUCAGAGAGUAAUUUUACGUUAUGCAUCUCGUGUCUGAGACAUAAGAUGGCUACAAAUGUUAGUCUGGACCCUAAUAACCCUGAUGACAAGUGCAGUCGCAUUGAGGUUUUGGCCUGGAUCAACGAAACCCUACACACUAACUUUACUCAUGUGGAGCAAUGUCGUUCAGGUGCGUGUUUUUGCCAGCUUAUAGACUUGCUCUUCCCAGGGUCCAUUGACAUGACCAAAGUCAAGUUUGAGUCCCAGAAGAGGUCUGAUUUCAUGCAGAACUACAGUCUUCUCCAGACAUCUUUCCGGAAAUUAGGCAUAACAGAGUCAAUCCCUGUGAAGGAGCUUCUCACAGGAAAGUUUAGACCCAAUUUCACCUUUGUGAAGUGGUUCAAGAAAUUUUUCCAUGCCAAUGAGAAGCAAGGGAGGGAGUACAACCCAGUUGAAGCUCGUAAUGGUCAGGAUAUUGUACAGGUAGAUGACGCUGUUAAGUCUCCAAAAUCCUGGAAAAGUCCAUAUGAAUCUGGCAGAGUAAGAGAUGAGUCUGAUAAAGACAUGGAUUUUAAUGGAAGGAGGCGAUCUGUGACUUGUGAUCCUAAAUGGCAAAGAACCUUUAAAUGGUUUAAACCUAGUCAUCUGGGAGACAACUACGCUUACUGCACAUUGUGUGACCAUAAUAUCGUCCUACAUGCAGGUUUUUAUGAUCUGAAGCGACACCAGCAGACUCAAAAGCAUAUGAAACAUGAGCGGGGAGGAUUAAAUUCAUCUAGGAAAGUGUCGAUUGAGGACUCUAUUUCCUGUAGUGAUACUAUGCUGCUUUUCAUUCAAAACCAUUGCCUCUCCAGUUUACCCUCAAGGAUCACCAAGGUCUCCCAACGUACUGCAAAAUACAUCCUCGGACUAGAGUAUCCAAAGGACAUUGUUUCUGCUUGUAAGCUGAACCCGUUCUGUAUCUACAUAUAUGGGCAGGUACCACUUGAAGCAGAGAGCGACGAAAAGACCUCCUGCCAUGUGGCGCUCGUGGGCUUUUUUGAGGAAAAACAAGCAAGGUACUGUAUCCGUCUCCUUGAUGUCUUUCAGGCUGAAGACUCCAGUUCUGGAUGUUUACUCAAUGUCCUCCAAAAGUUUGAGCUUCCUGCAAGCAACAUGGUAGCUUUCUAUGUUAAUGAUGAGGAACAGACCUCAGGAAGUGUUGUGUCUCAAAUUCGGGAGCUUAACCCACAGGUGAUUGAUCUUGGUGGACUUUACAGCAUACCUGACUCUGCCUGCAAUGCUGGCCUAAAGGCUUACUCCAGUCAGGUUCAUGAACUCAUUGCCAACAUCUACGAACACUUCUCCACGUGUUCCACCAGCAAUGACAACCUCAAGGCGCUGUUUGCAGGCAUUGAUGGGCUAAAAGACACCAGCGCACCCCUUUCACACAGUUGUGAGGAGUUUUGUUUGCUUGUUCAAAGGAUGCUUGGAAUGUGGAGUGAUUUGGUAUCAUACUUUACUUCCUGUGAUGAAAAUAAUGAUAAAGCUAAGCAUAUUUGUUCACAGUUGGAGAACCCUAAAAUUAGGGUUACCUUGAUGUUUCUAGAUCACGCUCUUGGACCACUCCGUGCCUUUGGGCAGCACCUGCAACAAAGCAAAGGCUCUGUUCGUGCUGAUCUUGUCCAAAUCCUUCGAGAAGCAAGUGGGCUCCUACGUUCGUAUGCCUCCAGCUUUCUUCGCCCUCAAGCAGUCAUACGCUACCUGAAAGAACGAGACUCAACCAUCCUGGAAAACUCAACACUUUGCCUUCCUGCUUCUGAGCUCAGUCUGGGUGGGGUGGUAGAAGACUUCAUCUCUGCCAGAGAAGAGGAAUUGUCAGAUUCCUUGAACGCAUUUCAUGAUGAGUCUUUAAAGUUCUACCAAACUCUUACGACCUCCAUCGCUGACAGUCUCCCUCUGAGUGAUAGUGUCUUGAGGGGAAUUUCACAGCUUCUCAGCCCAGCAGGAAGGCUAAAGGUCACAGGAAAGAAUAUAGUUGACCUUGCUUUACAAUUUGGCAUCUGCUCCAAACCGGAGGAUUCUGCUAAGCUCACUGAUGAGUUUUUGGAGUACCAGCUUGUUGAGGAUGAAGAUGACGCAUCUUCUACCCUUUCUCUGGAGCGAUACUGGUGUAGUGUGCUUAAGCCUUUUCCACCAGAAUCCAUUUUUAAGAGACUUGUCCUCUGUUUUUUGGUUUUGCCCUGUCCAUCUCUUGAAGCAGAAAAGAUCUUUGCUCAGGCUGUUGAAAAUGGCGAUGCUAUUCAUUUGGAGGAUAGUUCAAGUGAAAGUGACAACGAUAUAGCAAAGGAGCUGGAUUCCAAUGAUGACUCCUCCGUAGAGCAAACUGACGUCAAGAUUUCACCCAUCAGAAAUGGGAGGAAGAAAAAGGUCAGAAGCAGCACAUCAGAGACGGUUCAACACUCAAACGCAGUGAAGCCGUGUGUGGUGCGACUGGAGAAGAUCACCAGUCAGAGAGAAAUGGACUUAAAGAAAGAUGGAGCCAGUGACGACGCUAACACAUUACAGGAGGGCUCUGUUAGAGGAAUAUACGGUUGGGAGAGCAGCUUACGGCAGAAACCACAGGCACGUACAGUCUUUCAGGCCGGUGCAGGCACCUGGAGCAAACCAGUGAACCCAGACAAGGACAGCAAGCCAGAGGUGGUGAAGAACAGUGCUCGGUCUUCUGCAUCAAAUUCGACACCGAGCCCCAGAUCUGGAAAAAGAGAACAAGCAUACCAGGAUGGGAAGGGUUAUUCCAUUGGAGAGCUGGUGUGGGGAAAAGUGAAGGGCUUCUCUUGGUGGCCUGGACUGGUGGUGGCGUGGAAGGGCAGGACGCUUCCUGUGUCUAUGAGGCGCGUAGAGUGGUUUGGAGAUGGCAUGUUUUCAGAGAUUCAUACAGAGGGACUGUUGCCCUUUUCUGCAUUUGCAAAGUGCUUCUGUAGUAAAUCGUAUGAAGGUCUACCUACCUACAAGAAUGCCAUCUACCAAAUCCUGGAGUUGGCAGGGGAGCGCUGUGGGAAAACUUUCCCCCCCACUGAGAAGAAAGGUGAAGAAGUGAAAGUCAUGCUAGAUUGGGCAUUUGGAGGCUUCCAGCCCAUGGGUCCUGAUGGCUUUUUGCCUCCUGGAGACAGCUCCACCAGUAAUAAAACUGAAUCGGAUUCCUCUGUGUCUGAUUAUCAGCCUCCAGCCAAGAGGAAGUACAUCAACAAGAGACAGUCAACUCAGGAGUACACCAGAGAACAAAUGGUCCAUGAGGUAUCUGUUAAAGGCAGAAACAUUGAAGAUUUCUGUCUGUCUUGUGGAACUGGUAAUGUUGAAAUUUUCCAUCCUCUCUUCAAAGGAAGCCUUUGUUUUAAGUGCAAGGAAAACUUCACAGAGACACUGUACAGGUAUGAUGAUGAUGGCUAUCAGUCAUACUGCACUGUGUGCUGUGCUGGACAAGAGGUCAUUCUCUGUGGAAACGCCAGCUGCUGCAGAUGUUUCUGUAAAGACUGUCUGAAUGUGUUAGUGGGACCGGGGACAUUCGAUAAGCUAAAGGAGGUUGACCCAUGGAGCUGUUACAUUUGCCUGCCCUCAAAGUGUUACGGUGUGCUCAAGCUCAGGCCUGACUGGAGUGUUCGUGUCCAGGAGUAUUUCGCCAAUAACAGUGCCUUUGAAUUUGAGCCACACCGAGUGUAUCCUUCUAUUCCAGCUCCUCAGCGUCGCCCAAUCAGAGUCCUCUCCCUGUUUGAUGGGAUUGCAACAGGCUAUUUGGUUUUAAAAGACCUGGGCUUUAAGGUGGAACGCUACAUUGCAUCUGAGAUCUGUGAAGACUCUAUUGCUGUCGGGAUGAUCAAACAUGAGGGCAAGAUUGAAUAUGUGAAGGAUGUGCGCACCAUCACAAGGAAACAUCUUGCCGAGUGGGGCCCAUUUGACCUCCUGAUAGGUGGAAGUCCGUGUAAUGACCUGUCCAUGGUGAACCCAGCAAGAAAAGGUCUUUUUGAAGGCACAGGUCGGCUGUUCUUUGAAUAUUACCGCAUGUUAACCAUGAUGAGGCCAAGAGAAGAUGACGAUCGCCCAUUUUUCUGGCUCUUUGAGAAUGUAGUAGCGAUGAGUGCCCACGACAAGGCUGAUAUCUGCCGUUUCCUGGAGUGUAAUCCCGUGAUGAUUGAUGCUGUGAAAGUAAGCCCAGCCCACAGGGCCCGUUACUUCUGGGGAAAUUUACCUGGAAUGAACCGACCACUUCCUACUUCACUCACUGACAAUGUAGAUCUGCAGGACUGCCUGGAGGUUGGACGAACUGCAAUGUUCAACAAAGUUCGCACUAUCACCACCAAGUCCAACUCCAUCAAACAAGGGAAGAUGGGACCUCUGCCGGUCACCAUGAAUGGAAAAGAGGACUAUCUUUGGUGCACUGAAAUGGAGAGAAUAUUUGGGUUCCCAAAGCAUUACACAGAUGUGAAUAAUAUGGGGCGGGGACAGAGGCAGAAGGUCCUUGGGCGGUCCUGGAGUGUUCCCGUGAUCAGACACCUCUUUGCCCCUCUGAAGGAUUACUUUGCUUGCGAGUAAAGCCAUCGUCUGGUCCAGGCAGCACUGGCACUGGAGGUCCAAAUCAGUCUCUCACAUAAAUGAAUUAGAUUUUUUUUUUUUUUUUUUUUUUUGUAAGGUUUCUGCAGAUUCUGACCUCACAGAAUAUUGUCAAUUUUUAAUGUCACAUUUGUUCUAAAUGUUCAGAUUAGUUUAUUUUUAAAUCCCGAACAGUGAUCCUUGGAAUGCACAGACACUUUUGGAUCGGAUUUCAAACAUCAUAAGUACUGUCGUUUUUAACUUGUGUGCUUUUAGAGUGAUUUAAUGCUGAAGAGCGCUACACGAUUCUCCACCCACUACCUCAGUGCCAUUCUGUGAUUUGGUUCAUUCUCUGUAGGAAUGCCGAUUUAUGCCUAUUUAUAAUUUAAUGAAUAAGUUAAUAUUAGUUCUGUUUAGUUUAUCUAAAACCGUUUUUAACAUAAUGUCAGCUUUUUAUAUCACGUUUUUACAUCAGAACUUUUCCUUGUUUAGGAAUAUAAACGUCCUGUUAUUAAAUAUUGCAUUAUUUUUUUUUUUAAUAAUGAUUGGCAAUGUUGUCAUUCCACGGUGCUAUUUUAUAAUAUAGAAUGUUUGGCUACUGGACAACACUUAAAUGUUUUCCUAUUUAGCAUCAUUUAUUUAAUUGAAAGGAAUGUUCAUACACACCAUAGAUGACUUUUGGGUUACAUAACUUGCAUUUUAAUUAUAGGAAUACAUGCAAUCCUAUAAUACACCAUGUAUUCAGAAGCACAAAUGUUGUCUGUGCCAUUUAUAGUUUAGUGAAAGCCUUGGGCUGUUGAUAGAUUAGAGUUGACAAUAGCCUUCCAAAGUUUUUGCCUUUUUUUAAUAGUAACCUUGAUCAUUUUUAAUCAAUUUACAGUGUGAUCCUACAGUUUUAGGACUACUUUUUUUGCCUUGAGCUAGCAUUUUAGACCAUACUAUCACAUAAUUUUUACAAUAGACAGGUCAUGAAUCCUUAGAAAUAAGGUUGCAACACUUCAGUUCUGUUUGCCAUUUUUACCCCAUUUGUUACCUGUAUGCACUUCCGAUUUGAAACUAGCCUUGAGCUGAUGGUCUAAAACUGUGGUCACUGCAGCAUUACUUUGUUGUUUUUAUUAAGGAUUUAGCCUACCACAAUAUCUGUUUGAGAGUUAGUCACUGUGUUAAUUAUGAGGCCUUUUUAUAGAACAUGCAAUGUGACCAAGAAUAAGUGAAUAAGUGCCUGCAAGUGGAUAGGCUAUAUGUUUAUGUAGGACAAAUGUUGAAAUGAUUUUAACUGGCAUGACUUCAGAUUACACUAAAGGGAAUCAUUUUGGCUAGUUGCAUUUCUCUAGUGCAAGUGUCUAAAUUGCAUCUUACCUUUUGAAAGUCAAUACAUUUUGUUAUCACUUGUGGUCACUGAAAAAAUUGUGAAAUUAGGUGCUUCAGAAUGUGUAUAAAUUGUUUUCUUUCUAGUUGUUUAGCAUGUGUUUUCAGCAUUAUGCAGAAAAUGGUGAUUGUGGUUCUGAAUUUGUCACUGGUCAAAGCUGAUCUUCAGCUGUUGAUAGUUUUCUAAAACAUGAUACCAACUGACUCAAACUUAAGUGAUUAAAUUUGAGUAAGGCAUGGGCCAGCUUGUGUGUGUGUGUGUGUGUGUGUGUGUGUGUGUGUGUGUGUGUGUGUGUGUGUGUGUGUGAGCUUUGGUGAAAGAUCAAUAACUGGAUUACAUAUGUCUUGAUGCCUUUUGGAUGUCUUAUGUCUUGUAGCAAAGCUUUAGAAAAUCCCAGUAAGAUCUGUGUUGUUGAUGUGAUACAUGUAAUUGUUGUGAAAUGAUGGUCUGUGUGUAGUUUCGAGGUGCAGUAUUGUCUCAUUAGAAAUAAUAACUCCCUCAGGUCUUCAACACCAGCAGGCCUCAUAGGACCAUGAUCUUUAAUGUCACACUGAUUAUUUUUAUUCAAUACUUUGUGAACAGAAUAUACUAUAUAUUUGUACCAUUGGAAUUGCCCUUAAUACCUCUCUUUUCUGUUGAAUGGGUCUUUCAAUACCCAUGUUUUCUGGUGCUAAAUGAAAUGCUAAUUAUGUCUGUAGCUCUAGGAUGUUUUUCUUGAACUGAUGAUUGACAAGACAGGUUUUGUUUUAAUAGCUUUUUGAUAUUUGCUAUAGUCUGUUAGCCUAACUUUAAUAUUCCAUGCUUGUACUAACAUCAGUGAUGAAAAAUAAAUUGCACCAACCAUU
Messenger RNA from Megalobrama amblycephala (Wuchang bream), 6881 nucleotides. It is a transcript of the gene dnmt3ba, whose product is annotated as DNA (cytosine-5-)-methyltransferase 3 beta, duplicate a. Bases 168 to 4670 code for a protein of 1500 amino acids. Gene Ontology annotation, molecular function: DNA (cytosine-5-)-methyltransferase activity, acting on CpG substrates; protein binding; DNA binding. The record is from RefSeq and is a predicted model, not a curated record. Gene Ontology annotation, biological process: negative regulation of transcription by RNA polymerase II. Gene Ontology annotation, cellular component: nucleus. Lineage: Eukaryota; Metazoa; Chordata; Actinopteri; Cypriniformes; Xenocyprididae. The transcript has 26 exons.